Molecule: messenger RNA, 2534 nt
Organism: Amaranthus tricolor (Joseph's coat)
Lineage: Eukaryota; Viridiplantae; Streptophyta; Magnoliopsida; Caryophyllales; Amaranthaceae
Product: serine acetyltransferase 5-like
Exons: 3
Coding region: 1295-1978 (227 amino acids)
Biological process (GO): protein folding
Cellular component (GO): cytoplasm; cytosol
Molecular function (GO): ATP binding; auxin binding; L-serine O-acetyltransferase activity
Source: RefSeq, a predicted model, not a curated record
AGAAUAAAUUAGGGUUUUGAGCGAGUGGAAAUGCGACUAACCUUGUUAGUGGGAUUCCUUCUGGAAUCUAAGUGAUGGAACUGAAAGUUUAUGCUGACCAGCAAGCAGAGAAACAAUGAUCACGCAACUGAUGCAGUUUUCCAAGCUCAGCCGGUACUUCCCCAGAAAGUUUGUUUUCAUCCACCUGAAAGUUUUUUAGAUUUCCAUAUUCUCCCCACUUGGGCGAGAUCUCACCAACAAAUCGAUUUCCACUCAGGUUGACAUAAGUAAGAUCUGGGUAAAUACCGAAUGCAUUCGGUAUAUUUCCAUCAAAUUUAUUUCCAUCCAGCCGAAGUCUGACUAACCCAGAGCAGCUCUUCAAACAAUCAGGAACAUUUUCGGUGAAAUUGUUCCCAUUAACUGUCAAUAACUGAAGCUGUAACCCACUGCACAACCCUGGAGGCAACUCCCCAGAAAAGCUAUUGUUUGAAAAGUUAACAUUGUAAAGAGAAUGGAUUUUUUCGCCAAAGUUUCGUGGGAUUUCCCCCGAAAGAUCAUUGGUAAACACAGAGAAUAUUUGCAGAUUGAUGAGAUCUGACAAAGACUCAGGCAACUCACCGUGGAAUUUUAAGGAUUUUUGAUGGAUUUAAAGGGUUCUAGAUCAAUGAAGACGAAUACAAAGUUUCUUGAAUGGAGAAGAAGAAAGAUGGAGGAUCAAUUUUUUGAAGAAAUACGUUGUGCUUGGGGAAGUCAAGCCUAACAAUGGCGUCAGUUGAAUGCGUAAGGGCAUACUGGUAAUUUACCACAAACGGCACACUGACGGUAGUUGUCAUUAAUGGUAUUCUGUGCUAACGGACGUAAACUUAAUGGUAUACGGUGAAUUAAAACAUUUCGUGUGGUAUAUGGUGAAUUUCGAAGAAACUCAGUGGUAUAUCAUGAAAUAUCCGUUAUUUUUAAAUAAUUUCUUAAUUUUAUUUUAUAAUAUAACAAUUCUUAACAACUACUUAAACUUGUCCGUCAAAUGUUUAGAUUUUAUGCUAAUUUGAAUAAUUUCUUAAUUUUAUUUUAUAAUAAUAACAUACUCCAUUCAUGAAAUAAAGAUUUUGCUUUGGUAUGAAUAAUGAAUAAUAUGUAGUGAGUUUCAGGGUUAUUUUUAUUUCUAUCCAUAUGACAUGUAUAUGAUGUGAUCAUUGUUUCUCUGCUUGCUGGUCAGCAUAAACUUUCAGUUCCAUCACUUAGAUUCUAGAACGAAUCCCAUUAACAAGUGUUGCGUAUUCACCAUUCCUCACCGUUAUUCUCACCGUCGUCAUCACGGAUGUUGGCGACUUCAUGGUCUGUUCCAUAUUGCUACAUCAAUAGAAUUCAUCGGCGGCGAAGUUUGAGUGCGCUUCAUCAUCAGUUUUGCAACAAACAUACAUUAAGGUGUCACUGCACCAAUCAGGAAAAUUGUAAUUUAGGUUUUCCUACCUAUCUUUCUACUAUGCCGGGAGGGGAGCUUGGUGUGCCACCAUCAGUUGUUCAGAACACAGCAGAAUCCGAUGAAAACGAGGAGUUCUGGGUGUGGGGCCAAAUUAAGGCUGAAGCACGUCGUGAUGCUGAUUCGGAACCCGCACUUGCCUCUUAUCUCUACUCAACAAUCCUUUCUCAUUCCUCUCUCGAACGAUCACUCUUCUUUCAUCUUGGCAACAAACUCUGCUCCUCCACUCUGUUGUCGACCCUUCUAUACGACCUCUUUCUUAAUGUCUUUUCAUCUGAUUCUUCUCUGCGUGCUGCUGUUGUUGCCGAUUUACGCGCUGCAAGAGUCCGUGACCCUGCUUGUGUCUCCUUUUCUCACUGCCUCCUCAACUACAAGGGCUUCUUAGUUUGUCAGGCUCAUCGUGUGGCACACAAGCUUUGGAAUCAAGACAGACAGCCCCUUGCACUUGCCCUCAACUCUCGAAUAUCCGAUGUUCUCUCUGUUGCUUAUAAAUACCCCACUACUUUAACCCACUAUAACUAACUUCUUAAUUUUCGUGUCAAAAGCAAAUGAGGCUAAUUCUUUAGAACGGAGGAAUACCCUCAAGAGUUACACCUGAUGCUCAUUGAAAAUUUAUCUAGACUAGAUGUUUAUUUUUAUGUUAUCUGUGUGCUGAGGAAAGACUUGUACCUUGUCUAAGGAUGAUUUUGGAUGAUUGACAUUAAAAAUUGAAUGAAAUGCUCUGGGAACGGCGAAUAUGGUGGAAGAAUAUCAGUUUUGUGCUUGUUCUAGUUAGAUGAUUGAAGUAUAUUCUCUUCUUAAAGGAUUGUCUUAGUGUCUUAUUUUAUAUUGUUAUAAAUGGUGAUUCUAACUUCAGCUCCAGAUAAGCUUCUGUUUGGGUUGCAGGAAUCUAAUGAUGCAUGUUGUUUGUAAAUGUUAUCCUGUUUCUCUAAUAUUGACAGAUUGAGGUGUGGCUUCAAACAUUUUCUCCUGGAUCAACGAUACCGAUUCACAGACACUCAUGUGAAGAAGUUUUUGUUGUCUUGAAGGGCAGUGGUACACUUUAUCUUGCGUCAGACUCACAUGGAAAAUAUCCUGG